Molecule: messenger RNA, 593 nt
Organism: Phycomyces blakesleeanus NRRL 1555(-)
Lineage: Eukaryota; Fungi; Mucoromycota; Mucoromycetes; Mucorales; Phycomycetaceae
Exons: 3
Coding region: 14-505 (163 amino acids)
Biological process (GO): snRNA pseudouridine synthesis; rRNA pseudouridine synthesis; ribosome biogenesis
Cellular component (GO): box H/ACA snoRNP complex; nucleolus
Molecular function (GO): box H/ACA snoRNA binding
Source: RefSeq, a predicted model, not a curated record
AAAACUAAUCGCCAUGGCCAAAGAAAAGAAAGAAAAGAAGGUGAAGCAGGAGAAGAUGGACGUUGAUUCCGAGGUUGAGACCGUUCGUUACGUCUCUCCUAUUGCCCACCCCUUGGCAGAGAAGAAGUUCACCAAGAAGAUCUUCAAGACCAUUAAGAAGGCUGGCAAGGCUAAGCAUGUUCGUCGUGGUGUAAAGGAAGUCGGAAAGGCUCUCCGUAAGGGUGAAAAGGGAUUUGUUAUCAUUGCUGGUGACAUUUCUCCCAUUGACGUUGUGGCCCACAUGCCCGUCCUGUGCGAGGACAGCAACGUGCCAUAUGUCUUUGUCUCUUCAAAGGAGGAACUCGGAGAGGCAAGUUUAACCAAGCGCCCCACUUCCGUCGCCAUGGUUGUUUUUGGAGGCAAAUCAAAGGAUGCCAAGGAUGCUGAGGCAGCUGCUGACUACAAGGAGAUGUAUGAUGAGUGUUAUGCUCAGGCAAAGGAGUUGGACGAGAAGCUUGUUUAUUAAUCGCCUCUUUUCUUUAACCUUUUUUUUCUUCAACCUCUUGGUUCUGUAUAAAAAUAAAAACGUAAAAAAACAAAACAAAUAUAUGUUU